Messenger RNA from Vicia villosa (hairy vetch), 999 nucleotides. RefSeq lists its product as uncharacterized. Bases 1 to 999 code for a protein of 332 amino acids. The transcript has 3 exons. Lineage: Eukaryota; Viridiplantae; Streptophyta; Magnoliopsida; Fabales; Fabaceae. The record is from RefSeq and is a predicted model, not a curated record.
AUGACUAAUAGGUUGAAGAGCAUAAUAUAUUACUUUUCUAAGCAACUAACAGUAUUAUGUUUAUGUAUUAAGCUUCCUCAACUUCCACUUCAUUUAUGGGGUGCAAAGAGUUUAAGCAAGAUUGGCAGUGCUAUAGGAGUACCAUUGGUUACGGAUGAAUGUACGGCGAGCAAAUUGCGCGUAUCCUAUGCCCGAAUUCUGGUAGAGGUAGAUAUCACAAAAGCACUUACACAUGAAAUUUCCAUCAAAGAAUGCGAAGGAAGAAAGCUAGCUCAGAAAGUGGAAUAUGAAUGGAGACCCUUGUACUGUGACCAAUGUCAGAAAAUUGGGCAUAAUUGCAAGACAAAGAGGAAGGAAAAGGAGAAACAAUGGCUGCCGAAACCUAAACCACUAGAGAAUCAGCUGGAGAAUGAAGGUAAUGAGGGCGUUCCAAAGGUUCAAAAACAGAAUCACGAGAAUGAAGAGGUGGAGGAAACUUGGACUACAGUGGUCACCUCAAAGAGAGAUAAAGGUAAGAAGGUUCUCUUUGGUUCAUCAUCUGAUUCUGAGGAAUGUGUGAAUGGUUUUGAUGCGUUAAAGGUUUCGAAUAACCCUGUCUUGUUCCCCGUAGGGGAUCCAUUUAAGCAAGAGAAAGCCAAUCAGAUUAGACAUAAACUUAAUCUUUAUCAACACUAUGUUGACAACUAUAAUCAUCAUGUAAAUGGUAGGAUUUGGAUUACUUGGGAUGAGAAUAAGUAUAAUCUGCAGCUUGUGUCUAGUACUGACCAGUAUAUGCAUUGUGGUGUUUAUGAUAAAAUGGGUAGUUUCAUGUUUUGGCUGACUGGUAUUUAUGCCCUUAACCAACUUGAAAAGAGAAGAGUCUUAUGGAAGGAUAUGAUAACUCUUCACCAAUCUAUUAGAGGGCCUUGGUGUGCUAUGGGCGAUUUUAAUAACGUGGCAGGGGCACAAGAUAGAAUUGGUGGAAAUAUGGUUGUUGAAUCUGAGUAUAAGGAUUUAUAG